AUGGCCGCUUCUCUUGUGACCGUGACCACACAGGAACUCGGUCCUGCGCCUGUGACUGAGCAGGCCUAUUCAGGAGUACUGCUGCUCACCCCAACUGGGGAAGGCCCUAUAAAAGGUGGGCUAAACAUCAGUGAUCACACCAUUCCAGUCAUUGGGCAGCUGCACCCAAUGACCCACCGUAUAUGCAGCCGUGAAAGAAGGAAACAUAAUAAAACGUACCUCAAAGUAGGUACGUGGAAUGUGCGCACCCUUAUGGAUGCUAGAGACACAGACCGCCCUGAGAGGCGAACAGCCUUAGUCUCAAGAGAACUCACCAGAUUCAACAUUGAUGUGGCUGCUCUUAGCGAGACUAAAUUACUUGGUGAAGGGCAAAUCACAGAAGUUGGGUCAGUAUAUACUUUCUUUUGGAAAGGGAAAAACCCGAAGACCACCGCUCCCAGGUUCAUCACACUAAUAUCAGUGUACGCCCCAACACUAGAUGCGGAAGACCAUGUCAAAGGUGCCUUCUACCAACAACUUGACACUGUCAUAUCCCAAAUUCCAGCUGGGGACCGUCUCCUUCUCUUAGGGGAUUUUAACGCCAGAGUGGGGCGAGAAGAUGAACUCUGGUGCAACAUAAUCGGCAAGCAAGGCAUGGGAAACUGCAAUGAUAAUGGCCUCCUCCUCCUUGGCCUCUGUGCUGAACAGGAACUGUUCAUCACAAACACGCAGUUCAGACUCCCGAACCAAUUUAAGACCACCUGGAAACAUCCUAGAUCAAAACACUGGCAUAUCUUAGAUUAUGCCAUUGUCAGACAACAACACAAAAAUGAGGUUUUAAUCACAAGAAGCAUGCCCGGAGCCAAUGACUGCUGGACAGAUCACCAGCUACUCAUCACAAAACUAAAACUAACCAUCAAAAGGAAGCCACGUAUCAUCCAACAAAAUGAAGCAAGAAGAAGAUAUGACACUGGCAAAUUAAAAGAUCCUGUUACAUCACGAGCUUUCCAAGCAGCAAUCCAGCAGAACCUACCAGCCAGACAACUUUCAGUCGACACUGAAUGGACUAACAUACGAGAUGCCAUCAAUGAAACUGCAAGAACUGUAAUCGGCUAUCAGAGCAAACAGCACCAGGAUUGGUUUGACGACAACGACAAAGAUAUUAAGGCCCUCAUUAAUACCAAACAGAAAGCCCGAAUAGCCCAUGACCAAGACCCUAAUUCCCAACCAAAGAUGGCUAAACAUGCACAAGCAAAGUCACAGUGUCAAGCCAGGCUUCGGGAAAUACAAAAUUGUGGACACACUGCUGCAGGGACACUUUUGGCAGCAGACAACACCAUCCUCAUGGAAGACUAUGAGAUCCAGAACCGUUGGGUAGAACACUUCAAAACCCUCCUGAACAGGAACUCAUCAGCCCAACAAGACUUCCUCUGA
Molecule: messenger RNA, 1413 nt
Organism: Penaeus vannamei (Pacific white shrimp)
Lineage: Eukaryota; Metazoa; Arthropoda; Malacostraca; Decapoda; Penaeidae
Source: RefSeq, a predicted model, not a curated record